This is a messenger RNA of Paramuricea clavata, 1269 nucleotides long. The record is from the annotation of a GenBank genome assembly. Lineage: Eukaryota; Metazoa; Cnidaria; Anthozoa; Malacalcyonacea; Plexauridae.
AUGUUAUUGACUUGCGUCGUCUGUUCGUUUUGUGAUGAAGACUUCGUCGCGCUCGGUCGCCAUUCGUGGCGUUGUAAACAGCGGAUUAACCAAGCAGAACGAGAUCCCCCUGACGCUACUACAAGACAAGCUACUACAAGACAAGUGCCUGUAAUGCAGUCCCCUAAUGUUCCUGUGUCAAGUCGCACGGUUGUUAAAUGUUGUUGUGGCAAGAUAUGCAAAGGGGCGCGCGGCCUUAAAAUGCAUCAGCGCAGUUGUCAAGUGAUACAUGGCCUUAACGACGAGCUUUGUGCAGAUCUUGAGGAGCAAAUAACUACGGAUAACAGCGAAAAUAUUUCAGAAAAUGAACACAACGGCAAUGAUAUUAAUACAGUUAAUUACGAUAGUUUUCCUGAACUGAAGAAAGGCAUAAAUCUCCCGAAAAAUGAUUCUGAAUGGUCAACGGCUAAUGAUUAUUUUAAAUGUGCACUCCAGCCAAGUGAUCCAAUCACAUUGCAAGAUCUAAAUUCAAAAAUCAAGCUUUUAAAUGACGCGAUAUACAGCUACUUUGCAAAUAAUUAUGGACAUACUGAAACUGUACCCGACAAAAAUAUGGUAGCUAAAUAUAAAGAGUAUACGGUUAAAGAGUUAAAGAAAGCUUUACAAAAUUUAAAAUCCAAAAAGGGUGAACUCAGUGAAAUUAAAUACGUAUCGCGUACAUUGCGUGACAGGCUCCGUAACAAUAGCAACGACGCCGAUGACUUAAAUGACAGUGAGUCUUUUAAUCACAACAAAUAUCUGGAACGAAGCUUUUGGGGCUAUGUUAAAAAUAUAAUCAAUAGAAAAGACGCAGUAUUACCAUCAUUUAACAUGACUGAUUGCCUUUCUUAUUUCUCUAAAUCUCUGGCUAAAAUUAAUCCUAACAAGCUAUUUGUAAUUCCCAGCUGGAUCCCAAAGUUAUCUGAUCCUGAAGUUCAAUUUAACCUUGACCCCCCGACCUAUCAACAAAUUACGAAUGUUAUACGCAAAAUGAAAUCGUCUGGUUCUCCUUGCCCUCUUGAUCAACUUUCUAUAAUAAGUUUCAAGCAUUGUCCUUAUCUGAGGACUUACCUUAUUGAGCUAAUUCACGAUAUUUGGCUAUCUGGAACUGUCCCAACUGAGUGGAAAAGAGCAUGUACCAUACUAAUCCACAAGAAAGGCAACAAUAAUGACCCUUCAAAUUUCCGCCCCAUAACACUCGAAUCCAUACCUUUAAAAGUAUUUACAUCUUGUCUCCGAAACGCAGUAUAA